Molecule: messenger RNA, 493 nt
Organism: Vicugna pacos (alpaca)
Lineage: Eukaryota; Metazoa; Chordata; Mammalia; Artiodactyla; Camelidae
Gene: C9H19orf33
Product: chromosome 9 C19orf33 homolog
Cellular component (GO): nucleus
Source: RefSeq, a predicted model, not a curated record
AACAAAGGUUAGGGUGGGGCUCCUCAGAACUCCAUAGGCAGACUCACUGCCCCUCCCCAUGGCCCUCCCCCUGCCCUGUGGCACUGCUGGGCCCUCUGGCCCUGCAGACACACCUUUUCUCACUUACCACCAUGGAGUUUGACCUGUCAGCAGCUGUGGAGUCCACCUCCAAGAAGCCCCAGGGAGCAGGCCAUGUGGGAGACGCCAAGCACAGCCCCCACAAAGUUCCCGGUGGGUCAGCUGAUCACCUGAAGCAUCACCACGGCCGUGGCCACGGCAGCUCCUCCGAUUCCAGCAGCAGCUCCAGCGACUCGGAAAAUGAGGCUAAGCCCGGCACAGUCGGCUCGGAGAAGCACAAAAGCGCCCCGGGCAAGGUCAAGAAGCCAAAGGUGAAAAAGGAGAAGAAGAAGGACGGGAAGAAGAAGGACGAGAAGAAGAAGGCUCCCCACUGACGGGCCUGGGCGGGGCUCAUUAAACCUUCUCUCGGCCUCCA